Messenger RNA from Centruroides sculpturatus (bark scorpion), 877 nucleotides. RefSeq lists its product as uncharacterized. The record is from RefSeq and is a predicted model, not a curated record. The transcript is spliced from 5 exons. Bases 74 to 631 code for a protein of 185 amino acids. NCBI's taxonomy places the organism in Eukaryota, Metazoa, Arthropoda, Arachnida, Scorpiones, Buthidae.
AGAAACUCAACAAUUGAUCUUUCAUUGUUUUGCUCUUUUAUUGCGAAGAGUGCGCUUAUCGAGUGAUUGAAAAAUGUUUUUUGAUUCUGGCGAUUAUCGACCCUUGCCUUCACCCUUGGGGGCGAGAUUUGAUGGAUGUGCGGGAUUCGUGAAUCCAAACAAUUUGGAUCAUUUUAGAUUUUGCGGCAAGAAAAAAGGCCUCUUGGAGCAGGAUGAACCCGCACAGAGUGGAUUUGGAAAAUCCAUCUUGGAAAAUCAUAUUAAUCCUGCUUAUAAACAGGCUUUGGAGAAGAUUCAGCCAUUUUACCAGACUUCAUGUGAUUGUUUUAACAGUGAGCGAUUGGUUGAAGAUAAGGAGGACCAUGGAUUGAAUAAUAGCAUUAUGGUUCCCCCAACAAAGAUUAAAAUGGAUAAAGACUUCAGAAAGCAAGAGGAUAGCACGGAAAAUAGUUUUGGAUAUAAUAUUGGAUAUGCUAUUGGAUAUACUAUUGGAUGUGCUAUUAGAGAUAAAAAGGCAUUGAAAAAAGCCGGAUCUUUCUUCAAGGCAGCAUGGAAACCAGUCAAGAGAUCAGCGCAAAAAGUGUGGAAAAACAUGAAGACUGGAGAAACUGAAUACGUUCAGUUUGAAUAAGGAUCUCUUUUUCUCCAUCAUUGAAUCAAGUAUAGGAUUUAUCUGCUUGAUUUCGUCCGAGUUCGUCUCGGAUUUUAGAAGAAAUUUAGAGAUUUUCAUCUCUAUGCAUUGUACAUAUACUGUUUUCUUAACUUUCUGCAUUUCAAAACAUCCAAAAAGAAUUUAAACUGUAAAAAUAACAAAAAAGAUUUGAGGUCAAAAAUAAAAAAAACUUUAAUAAAAGUUAAAAGAAUUAAAAUAAUACAA